AAAAAACACACCACACAGAUUGAACAGCAAAAAUCAAUCCCUUUGUUUUUCUUGAUUUUCUGAUUUUAUUCCUAAAAAAAAAAAAACCAGAAUCAUCAUCACAUAUCGAAUGGCUUCUGUUACCAUUCCAUCAUUCUCCGGGCUUAAGGCCGGCGGCACCAUCCCAUUUCCUAAAGCCACCACCGCAAAAUUCGCCGCCGCCGCCCUGACAGCUUCGAAGCUCGCCGUGAGGGCCUCGUUAAAGGACCUCGGCGUGGCAGCUGUUGCGGCGGCCGCCGCCGCCGGUGUGGUGCUGGCUGGCAACGGCAAUGCCAUGGCCAUUCAGAUCACUCUUGGCGGCGACGACGGAUCGCUGGCUUUCAUCCCCCAAAACUUCGAAGUUCCGGCCGGGGAGAAAAUCGUCUUUUUCAACAACGCCGGAUUCCCACACAACGUGGUGUUCGACGAGGACGAAGUCCCGGCCGGAGUAGACGCGACCAAGAUUUCAAUGUCGGAAGAAGACUUGCUCAAUGCCAAAGGGGAUACAUAUGUAGUCACUUCGACACAAAAAGGAACAUAUAGUUUCUAUUGUGCUCCUCACCAAGGAGCUGGCAUGGUUGGAAAAGUAACUGUCAAAUAAAUUAGUUAUGACAGUUUGAGAAGACUCAUUAAUAAAACAGUUAUAUUUCUUUGUGGUAUCAUCCUUUGAUGCAUUUUACUUACAAGUUUUACGU
Molecule: messenger RNA, 713 nt
Organism: Erythranthe guttata (spotted monkey flower)
Lineage: Eukaryota; Viridiplantae; Streptophyta; Magnoliopsida; Lamiales; Phrymaceae
Gene: PETE1
Product: plastocyanin 1
Cellular component (GO): chloroplast thylakoid lumen
Molecular function (GO): copper ion binding
Source: RefSeq, a predicted model, not a curated record